Messenger RNA from Linum trigynum, 3207 nucleotides. Lineage: Eukaryota; Viridiplantae; Streptophyta; Magnoliopsida; Malpighiales; Linaceae. The record is from the annotation of a GenBank genome assembly.
CGAUCAAAACGCAAGAGCGAGAGAGAGGGGAAAUGGAAAUCUUCACAGUUAACCAACUAAACAAAAAAUGGCGCUACAAUUCCACUCCCCAUCUUCUCUCUUCGACCAACCUUAUCAUCAUCUUCCCCAACCGCGCUUCCUCAUCUCCCCGGCGAAGCUGAAUUUCUCGAUCAGAUCGGAGAAUCCCUCCACUGAAGCAGAACCAGCCAACGACCCUGCUCCGGCGAAGAAAUCCUCCGCCGCCGCGGCCGUCACCCCUGGGAUAGGUUUCGGCUCGCCAUCUCCUCCGGCUUCUAGUGGUGCGAGCAGUAAGAAGAAGACAAAGGGGAAAAGAGAGAGGGCGGCCAUAAUCAGGCGGUCUCCCGUCGAGAAGCCGGAGUUCAUCGGUGUUCGGGUAGAUGAAGCUAAAGCGAAAGAGCAGGGGAAGAACGAGAGUGCUUUUGUUCUCACCUGGUUAGGGCUCGGCGGAGUCAUUCUUGUUCAGGGUAUUCUGCUCUCGGCAUCAGGGUUCCUGCCAGAAGAAUGGGAUAGGUUGUUUGUGAAGUAUCUGUAUCCAACUUUUACCCCAACUGUUGGUUUGUUUGUUGCUGGGACUGUUGCAUAUGGAGUCCUGAAGUAUCUGCAGAAUGAGAAUCUGAAGGACGAUAAGUGAUAAUAGGCAGAGAAUGCCAGGCCAGGCUGGCCAAGAGCUCCACAAUUUGUCGGAAGCAAUGCUCGUAGAGAAGGGUCAUUUCUCGGAAUUCGGAUCGUUAGGUUGUACUAUGUUGUAGCUGUAAUUAAUGGGAUAAAGAUGUACCAAGCUAGGAGAUUCAGAACAACACUUUCUUCAGCAGGGCGAUUUGGCGUAUCAAGACGAGCAGAAACAUGACUGUAUGUGGUGUGUAGGUUAAAGUUUUGGGGUAGGUGUAUGAACAUAGCACUCUGAAUGGACCCCGAUUGCUUGCUUGUGUUAGCAAUGGAACUUGAUCUCUUUCCAAUGGUGCCCGUGUUUGCGUGUUUGUAACUUGAUCAUUGCUUUUGGAUGUGUUAAGCUGGAAUCUGAUCAUUGCUUUUUUCGAAGUGCCACUGUUUAUAGUUCUUCGUACUGGUAAAACCUGAAAACUGUGCAAUGUUGUUCCAAAGGGUACUUUGCCAUUGGCCUCUAUUCUGUGAGCUUGUGUAGGGUGCCAUGUCAGAAGUAAAAUGCUUGUCAAAUGUCAACGAGUCAUUUUAUCCCCACACAUAAGGAUUAUCUUCCACUGAUCAUGAUUAAUAUUCAGCAUGCAAUCUGAAGAACUUAGGAUAUUGAAAGCUUAAGUCUGGGUUUGUUGAAUAUAUGCUGUAAUGAGAAAGUAGACAUGCUAGUGGUUGAAUUCUUGAAGAUUGAAUGUGGUGGCAACAUGAUUAUCUGACCAGCAAAACCUAGGUAUAUGAUUAGUUGAGUGGUACUUUUCUCUAGUGGAUCUACCUGACUUUGAGACAACUUAUUGUGCUGUCAGUCUUUAGACUUCCCCUUUUCUUCUUUCAUUUGGAACUUGGAGCAGAUAUGCAGUAUCUGCAGUACAGUAGAUAUGAUUCCUCAAAUUUCAAGGAUUUCAUUUUUGUUGACUGUAGCUGCAAUGAUUGCACGUGAACACAAACAGCUUACAGGUAUGAUAUAUCAUAUAUGUCCACUCUGUAAAAGCUAUAGAUCAGUACUCUUCCAGAGCACUUACUUUUGAAGCCAAGGUUCAACUCCAUCACUAUCUUGUUGUGAUGUGUGAAGCAAGAGGAUCGCUAGGUAUUGAAGGUGAAACCUCAAGAACUGCUGGUCCUUGAAAUUUUUAACAUUAAGAAGGCUCAGCCAUGAAAUUUCAAGAGAACAACAGACAUUAAUAUUCUUCCUGCCGGCUUGGUGUUUCAUAUAUAUGUGAUGAAUGCAUAUUAUCUCGGCAACUGUUGUAACAGGUUAGUUCUCAUUUAUAUGUAAUCAUUUUUUUGUGCUUAUAUAUCUAUUGUGAUGAUGUGAUUAUAGGCACACAAUUGAACUUGCAUCUGAUCUAGCUGACAGUAUUUUCAAUGUUUUGCUUUGCAUGCUAGUCCCAGAUUGAUUCCUAAUGCUGUUAGUUCCAGCAAUAAAUUGUACUAGUAUAGUAGAUGCUUAUUUCUACUGCUAGGUGACCUUUAAGGCCAUAUUCUCAAUGGUUGUAAACUAAGAAUCUAAUACCCUUUAUUAUAGCUUUAGUUAUGAGCUAUGGGGAGCUGCUAAGAGGGCAGGUCUGAAUUCUUACAGUGAAUCUUCAACCAUUACAUGGUUCACCUUCUAUCAUUGAAUAUUGCUCCUCAUAGACUGGCUGGUUCAACCACCGAUCAUAACAUGUGAGAACUAAUCUCGAGCUACCAUCUUUAGCAUCUCUUUAUGAGAUCUGUCAAGAGUCAUCUUCAGCGGACCACAGAAUCAUUUCAUUGUUUGCUGUAGAAUGGUUGUUUAUGUAUAUUGAUGCAAUGUUAUGUUAGCACCCGUUUUCAGCCAUUCUCUGCAAAUUUUAUGUGAAAAGAAUAGGAUGACAAGAAUCAUUUCAUUACUUUGUUGAUGUCCCCCCUCACAAAUCCCAAACAAAGAAUCAUGAUUUCCAAUCCCAUUAUUGUUUUACCCCAAUGCUAAUAAAAAUUUUCACCAACUUUUGCUAUGUGCUCUCUCUCUCUCUCUCUCUCUCUCUUUUAGCACUUUAGGUUUUUGCAUUGAGUAGCUGAUAUCAAGUGCAUUGAAAUCAAAAGAUAUGUAUAGGACUCUGUUUAUGAUAAGGACAGUUGUCCCUUUGGCAUCUUGCUUUUUGGAAAGGGCUCUAAACAGGGAAUGAUACUUCCCCUUCUUUCCCAUCCAGCUUUCUUUGUUCCCUCCUGAGUCCUGAUCAUCUUUUGUUUCUUUCAUGGCAGUCAUUUGAUUGUGGUCUCGGCUCGGCUGCCACUUUCCGUUGGUGCCCUCUGGCUACUACUGAAUGUUACCUGCUUCUGUUUUGUGUUCUUUUCAUGGUACUACAGCAACUUAAUAAUAAGCUAACCACAGUUACGGUGGGCUCGGUGUGGUUCGGUUCAUAUCCAGAUCGAACCAGCUGGUUUCGAAAGUGCAUUCGAUCCAAUUUGAUAUUGCUCUGUUUCGAUUCAGUCCAUUUAUUGCUACGUAUGUAUUUACUGGAAGCAACUCCCGAAGAAUAGUUAAGAAUAUGAGAAUGAAAAGCAAAUUGAAUC